This is a messenger RNA of Adineta ricciae, 1686 nucleotides long. Lineage: Eukaryota; Metazoa; Rotifera; Eurotatoria; Adinetida; Adinetidae. The record is from the annotation of a GenBank genome assembly.
AUGGCCUCGUCAACAAACGAUAUUUCUUCCGUUAAUUAUCGACGUAAAUUCGCCUUAGUCAUUGGCAACGGCAAUUAUUCGAUGUCGAACUGUUUACCCAAUGCAACCAACGAUGCAAAGGAAAUCGUGACGAUUUUGAAACGAAUUGGGUUUCGAAUCUAUGAAAACGAAGCGAAAUUAAAUUUAACCUUUGACCUAAUGCAUCGAAUUCUAUCGGAUUUCGUACGAGGGAUAAAGCAGACUGAUAUUGUUUUGUUCUUUUUCGCUGGCCAUGGAAUUCAAUGGGAGAAUCAAAACUAUCUCAUUCCAGUUGAUGAUUUCAAAGAAGAAAACUCAACGCAAAAAUAUUCACUAUGUGGCUCUGAUCUACGAAGAUACGCUAUCAAUGCACAACAUAUCCUAAAUGAAAUUGAGGAUUGUCAUCCAUUUCUGACCCUAUUUUUCUUAGACUGUUGUCGAAUUUAUCCUUUACCUGAAAAGAAAAACAGCCGUGGGGAUUCAAUCAAUACUUUAUAUGGUUUAAAAUCAAUGCCGGCGAGAGUAGGCUCGCUAAUAGCAUUUGCUUGCGCACCUGGAACAACAGCAGACGAUGGGAGUAAUGGAGAAAAGAAUGGUCUGUUCACAAAAUAUCUUCUGAAGCAUCUUCAGACGCCAAAUGAAGAUAUUGAGAAAGUGCUACGUCGUGUACGAAUUGAUGUGAUGAACGAAUCGAAUAAUCAGCAAAUUCCACAUUCGACUUCACUUUUAACCUACGAACAUAUUUGUUUAUUCGAUGGAAGAAAAGAAAGCACAUUGAGUAGAUGGAGUCCAAACGGAAAAUCGGUGGCGGGAGGAAAUGGACGCGGAAGACAAUUGAAUCAGCUCAAUAAUCCUUGCGGAAUCUUCGUUGAUAAAAAUGAAAAUAUUUUCAUUGCAGAUUGCUCAAACCAUCGAAUUGUCAAAUGGAAUUUAAAUGAAAGUGAAGGAACAGUUGUUGUGGGCGAAAAUGGGAAAGGAGAAAGAAUUGAUCAGUUGUACUGGCCAACAGACAUGAUCGCUGAUGGCCAAAAUAAUUCCUUGAUUAUUGUCGACUGGGGAAACAAUCGAGUGGUUCGCUGGUGGGAUCAAAAUCAACAAGAUAUUCUCUUUAACAACAUUUCAUGUUCCCGUUUAAUAAAGGAUAGAUAUGGAUUUCUUUACGCUUCAGAUUUCUACAAAAAUGAAGUGAGAAGGUGGAUGAUAGGAGAAAAGUGGAGAGGACGAUUAGUAGCCGGUGGACAUGGUCAAGGAAAUCGACUUAAUCAAUUCAACAAUCCGUCUUUUAUCUUUGUUGACAAGGAGCAAUCAAUCUAUGUUUCCGAUUGUGGAAACGAUCGUGUAAUGAAAUGGCGGAGUGACGCACAGAAAGGAGUUAUUGUCGCUGGAGGGAAUGGUGAAGGAGAUCAUUUGAACCAAUUGAAUUAUCCAGAAGGAGUAAUUGUUGAUAAGUUUGGUCAAAUCUAUGUUGCAGACUGUAAUAAUCACCGAAUAAUGCGCUGGCGUGAAGGAGAUGAAGAAGGUGAAAUAAUUGCUGGCGGAAAUGGAAAAGGAGAAGAAAUGAAUCAAUUGGCUUUUCCUAAAGGUUUAGCUGUCGAUCUUCAAGGGAAUCUCUAUGUAGCUGACAGUGGAAAUCAUCGAAUCCAAAGAUAUGAUUUAAUUUAUGAAUAA